GCGGGCUGGAGCGGUCAAAGCGCCUUCCGGGCCUGGGAAACUGAGCUCUUUCUUUCUGUUUCGCUUUUUCAAAGUGCUCCGAGCUAGGGUUAGAGAGGCCACCGGUUCCAAAGCAACGUUUUCUUACAGCUCCGACUCGUCUUGGUGCCCAGCUACUCCGGCCCUUGCCCUUUAACCUCGCUAUCGCGGCGGGGUGAGAGGUCGGGUGGCCAUCUUGUGGCGGAGACGCGGGAGGCUGUUACUGCAGAGACCCAUCCCCUCCCCCUCCUUGCACCCCUGGCGAUCUGUCAGUUGGUAAAGAGUCCGGCAGUCUGUCAGGUGAGGCCUGGGACUUGUGCGGUCUCUUUUCGCAUUACACUGGGCGGCCUAGGCCGCUCCUUGCCGGGCCUCUCCGCCGCCACUAUGUCCUCCUUCUCCGAGUCGGCGCUGGAGAAAAAGCUCUCGGAGCUGAGCAACUCUCAGCAGAGCGUGCAGACUCUAUCCCUGUGGCUCAUCCAUCAUCGCAAGCACGCAGGACCGAUCGUCUCUGUGUGGCACCGCGAGCUACGCAAAGCCAAAUCAAAUAGAAAGCUUACUUUUCUGUACUUAGCAAAUGAUGUGAUCCAAAACAGUAAAAGGAAAGGACCUGAAUUCACUAGAGAAUUUGAAUCUGUUCUUGUGGAUGCCUUUUCUCAUGUUGCCAGAGAGGCAGAUGAAGGCUGUAAAAAACCUUUAGAAAGAUUGCUGAACAUCUGGCAAGAAAGAAGUGUGUAUGGCGGCGAGUUCAUACAGCAGCUGAAGCUGUCUAUGGAGGACUCCAAGAGCCCUCCCCCCAAAGCGACAGAGGAGAAGAAAUCUCUGAAGCGAACUUUUCAGCAAAUACAAGAGGAGGAGGAUGAUGACUAUCCUGGAAGCUACUCUCCUCAAGAUCCUUCUGCAGGACCCCUCUUGACUGAAGAACUAAUCAAAGCUUUGCAGGAUCUCGAAAAUGCUGCAUCAGGGGAUGCAACUGUUCGACAGAAAAUUGCUUCUCUUCCCCAAGAAGUGCAGGAUGUCUCUCUAUUGGAAAAAAUAACAGACAAAGAGGCAGCUGAACGUCUUUCAAAAACAGUAGAUGAAGCAUGUCUGUUACUAGCGGAAUAUAACGGGCGCCUGGCAGCAGAACUGGAAGACCGGCGCCAGCUGGCUCGGAUGUUGGUGGAGUACACCCAGAAUCAGAAAGAUGUUUUGUCAGAAAAAGAGAAAAAGCUAGAAGAAUAUAAACAGAAGCUUGCACGAGUAACCCAGGUCCGCAAGGAACUGAAGUCCCAUAUUCAGAGCUUACCAGACCUCUCACUGCUGCCCAACGUCACAGGGGGAUUGGCCCCUCUGCCCUCUGCUGGUGACCUCUUUUCAACUGAUUAGAAUGGGUAUCAUGCCCCAGUUUCCCAUCUGUGCCAGAAUGAAGAGGGCAAGUCAUGGUUGCAGAUGACCCUCUGGGCCUGGUUUUCUCUCUUCUACAUGGCCUGUCCACCUCCAGAAAGAACUACUCAGACUCUGAUAUCCGAUUCUCCUCUCCAGCCUUUCAUCUCGAGCACAGUUCAGAACAGUGGCCAAUGGAAUCCAGUUUAGAUUCAUACUUGCAAAAACACAGACGUUUUCCUACUUCAUGCCCCUGUUGGUUUUCCAUUCUUAGCUUUCUAUUAUACCCAAGAAGUUAUGAAAAUCAUGGUACUUCUGGAAGCUUUCAAGAGAAUCUUGUCCCUGUGACAGCAUGUAUCAUGGAAAUAGCACCUCCUUUCUGAGCUGGACUUGUCUGAGUUAGGCUCCCACUGAGGGGAUUGCUCUGCAGACAUAGGCUUUCAAGUCUACCACCUGCGCAAAAGUUUGGUGGCACAGCCUUUGGACAGCUUUGCCAUAAAAAGUUUGCCAAAUUGCUGGCCCUUCCAUAUCUUACUUCUAGCAAUGUAUAGUCAAGGUUAAGUGUGGUUAUUUUGAGCAAACUAAAGAAUCCAGCAGAGAGAUUCAAAGCUGACCUGGGACGUAAAGUCACAGUUCAGAGGUAAGAGUAACUGUGAUGACAAGCAGAUAUAACUUGCUUGGUUCCUAUACACAGCCUUCCUCAGACUACAUUUCUUAAGGGCCCUAUCCAUUAUCAUAGAGCAAGUUUCUAAAAACAGGACCCUUUGGCCCCUAGUAGUAGUUAGGGACAGCGCUGGUAUCUCCAAAAGAUGAAGGCUUCACACAGAGGUGUGCUGAGUCUGGGCCCUGCAUGGCUGUGGCUGUGACCCGUCCUUUAGGGAGUAGAACACACUAUCAGUCACUGUGACUGAGCUUGGAUAUCUCCUGCAGAUAGGACACUAAACAAGUCCAUCCGUCAGUAAGUUCAUGCCGUUGCAUAUGUUCCUACUUGAGGAAGAGUAUUUACAUCAGAUGUUAUUGAAACAGCUCAUAUCUGGCAGGGGACAAGGAAGGUGGGGGAUAUUAAUUUGGGGUUUUAAUUCCAUUAUCAUGCCAUCUGACAUUAUGACUAAAUAAUGUAGUUAGAUUUUAUCUUGCGUAUAAUAAAGGGUAAGCCUGCUAACUAUAAAUCAUUCUAAUUUGGCAGGCUAAUUUCUGACAUUGGGAAGGGCACAAAACAAUUUGUCCCAAUAGUGUAAUAGGAAUUAUAUCCCCAAGGCUGAAAUCUGGAAGCUAUAAAAAGGAAUUCAUUGGAAGGGGCUUGAAAAUCUAUUGUUUUGAGUUGCUCUUUUCAGGAUCACCAAAAAUUACGUGUUAUUUUACAUGUUAAAACAUAACUUGUGUUUUAUGAAGUAUGACAGGCCUCUCUUCCAGAAGCUCUUGCCUGCUGUGAUGUGAGAACAUGGGAGAGUUGUAACAGGUACUUGGUUGAACUCUGUAGAACCUAGUAGUGUGGAAGCUGCUUUUUGGAUUUGCAUCUGUGUGCUCUUUGCUUAUUGACACUGCCUGUUCUGUCACUGUUAAAUUAAUGACCCUAUAAAGUUUUCCUCCCAAAGGCAGUAGGUGACUUCACUGAAAUUGCAAGAUAAAUUUUAGUCUUUGCUGUUUGUGCACGGCCCCCCCCAUAUGAUGUGCUGCUUUAAUCUCCCAUACAUGACCUUAUUUCCGAACAGACCCAACUGGGACACUUCUUUCACCAAGGAGGCAAAAUUUUACCAGCCAAAAGACUAAUCAAUAAUUGCUCAGUUCAGCUAGGUGAAACUAUUACAACAGAAUGGAUUUAAGUACACUGCUAUCCAUCCGUGUCUUUGACCAGCAACUGGUGCAUAAUUAUUCCAGCAAGAGUAAGAAAUGAACCUGUAGCAAUUAUGUAAAUGAAUGUGUUGGCCUCUUAACACCUGUUACUAGUGGACUUCCUGUGAGGAAGUUAGUUUUGUUUUGUUUUAAUGAAAUGUUUUUGUUUAAAUCUUAAUUCGCCUUCCCUCCACUCUCUUUAAAGCAAACUUACUUCAUUUAUUUAAUUUAAAAGAUCCUUUCUCCUUGUCUGUGAGAGCUGAUGGAUCUGGCAGGGUGGGGUGGGUGGCUUUUGGCUUUGUGUUGUUUCUUCUUAGGGCAUCCAUAGGCCUCAAAGGACCUAUUCGUUAGGUCAUGUUCCUCAGAAAGUCUUCACUCUUCCUUUAUUUUUGUUUUGUUUUUCUUAAAAAAUAUUUUUAAAGCUUAAAUUUGUAUAUUAAUUUAGGACUUUAUUUAGAA
This is a messenger RNA of Fukomys damarensis (Damara mole-rat), 3672 nucleotides long. RefSeq names its product regulation of nuclear pre-mRNA domain containing 1B (gene Rprd1b). The coding region runs from base 403 to 1383 and encodes 326 amino acids. Gene Ontology annotation, cellular component: RNA polymerase II, holoenzyme. Lineage: Eukaryota; Metazoa; Chordata; Mammalia; Rodentia; Bathyergidae. The transcript has 7 exons. Gene Ontology annotation, molecular function: RNA polymerase II C-terminal domain binding. Gene Ontology annotation, biological process: mRNA 3'-end processing. The record is from RefSeq and is a predicted model, not a curated record.